CCUCUACAUUUUCACUCUUAAUUUUUGCUAAGCCCGCCAAAACCCCUAUUUUCUUUUAUUUUUACUUUAAGUAAUUUCCCAGAACUCGAUGACAAUACAAGCAAAAGCUUCGGCCCUCUUCCCAUCUUCGUCCAAAAAUUAGGGAUUUUCCUCGCCAACUGCUCGCAACUCACAGCCCCGGCCUCCAAGUAAUCUCGAAAAAAAGAAGGAACAUACUGAUGGUGUGUCAAGCAAGGACUUUUUUGUGGCUACAAGACAAAGAAAACUUGGUCGAGUAUAGAAGGACUCAUAUGAAGAUACAUUACGCAAAAUUGUUGAAAUGGAAAAAAUUCAAUCAACUCAAGAAAGUGAAGAUUGUAGUCAAUCAGUUGAUGCAUUUGCAUCAGUCAUGGGACCUAAAAAGGCUAUACACCAAGAGGUUACAUUCUCAUGGAAUUCCUGUUAAUGAGAGUUGUGACAUGUUUAUUAAUAUAAGCUUGUGCAGAGAUUCUAUGAUAGAGCCUUAUCCAUGUUUGAAAAGGUAAAGCAAAUGAAGAAGGAGUAGACAAAAGAAGUGAAGUACUUUAGAUAUUGGUUGAUGGAUGCAAGGUCUUUAGAUGUUCUAGGAAUUUUUUAUUUUAGAAGUUCUAUGUAUGUCAACUCUUUGAAGUUGUCAAACAGUAUUGUACAUUUUUCUUUAAUAAAAGAUAAUACUACUUGAUUAUUUGGAUUGUGA
Nicotiana attenuata is the source of this 715-nucleotide messenger RNA. RefSeq lists its product as uncharacterized. NCBI's taxonomy places the organism in Eukaryota, Viridiplantae, Streptophyta, Magnoliopsida, Solanales, Solanaceae. The record is from RefSeq and is a predicted model, not a curated record. The transcript has 5 exons. The coding region runs from base 219 to 524 and encodes 101 amino acids.